AUGGCUGAUUUGAAUAACGUAGAUCUCGCCAUAGACGAUUGGGAGGCGGAUGCCGAUGCUGCUAGUGAUAUCGCGACGGAUGAUAGCGAUCAUGGUGCAGCUGCUGAAGCGGGGUACCAGUAUUGGGAUACAGAUUCUGCUCGCUCGGAUCGGUUAACUUGGGGAUCGCCUCCAAUCGACCCAGACGUAUCCGCUCGCGCUGGAGCUCCCUACGAAGACGAGGAUUUUGGGUGGCGUCCCAGAUACUCAGGAUGGCUGGGUAAUCUUGUUCAUAGUGCUCAUCUGUAUCUUGCUCACGGAAGGUCACCAGAAGUAAAAGAGGACGAGAAUCCCUGGGAUCCCUGGGAAGAGUACGCGGACGGAGAAAACGCUACGCAGGUGCCGGAGUCAUCUGCGACAGAACAGGACUUGGAGCCUGAAGAUACGUCGUACGCUACGCAGAUGCCGGAGCCAUCUGCGACAGAGCAGGAGUUGGAGCCGAAAGAUACGUUGAUUGAUACGGCGCAAACCAUCGCCUCUCCAGCACCAUCUGAAGGCGUGAACGGCUCGGGAAACCGCCUACCUGCUGACAACCUCGACGUCUUCGCGUAUAUCCUGGGCUGGUUGGUCCCUCGCAUCAGCGAAACUCCUGUAGACGGAUACUUUCGUCCAGGAGGACCAGGCCACGAUGCUCUGAUGUCUAUCAAGUCCGUGACGCACUCGUGUCGGUUGUGGCGUAAUACCACAAUGCAGUUGAAGGCGACUGUCUGGGGACCUCUGGUGGCUGCCGCUCGCGACGAAACCAGUUGGCAGAGUGCGCUCGAGAAGGCUGGUGAGGCAAAUAUCCGUGUCGUUUACUGCACGGGUGUGCCCCAUGAGCUAUGUGAUGCCGAGCUUCAUCGUGCUUCAGCCGUCUACGCGGGCAGGGAUUUGGAGUGGCGUAACUUCGGGCCUCUUCUGACAGACGCAGACCUGAAGAACUUGGAAGUUCUUUACCUUUGUCCCAACAGGCGGCUCAUGCCUAAGUCGAGUUUACGCAUGUACGGCCCACUUGAAGCGCCAGCUCUGCGUAUCUGCGUCACCGCCACGCCGUUCCUCCUUCGCGCUCCGAAAUUGCGGUAUCUCGGUCUUCAACACCAGUCACGCACUCAAGUGCUCACAGUACUUUCCGGAUUGAAAGACAUCCCUCUGUUCUGGCUCGCUAUCGACAGGCCGCGAGAGCCCGGCGUAAUCGACGCUUCUGAGAUUGUGCGGGCCGUUACGACCGAGCACCUCAGGUUCUUACGCAUCGGCGCAUCGACGCGUCAGUUCGCCAUCCUGGACACUAGCGUCGAACCCACUUCUUGUCCAUCGCUCGAGAUCGCGGAUGUCUGCGGCCCGUCUUGGCUGGCAGCACCACGCCUGGAUAUUGCACAGGUGUUCGGAGCACAUCCAGGCGAGGUACUUUCCAUGCUCAGCCGAGCUAGGAAUGUACGGGUUCUGCGUACCAAAUGGCGCAACCCCUGGAGUCCCGAGUUCACACCGGCACUCGAUGUGCCAUUCGACGGAUUGUCCCCUUUGGCGUUGCCGCGCCUCGAGAAGCUGGAGAUCGUUGGAAUCAUGGCCAGAGAGACGCAGCAGUUUCUCGCAGGGCUGUCGGCGCCAAAUCUGGCGGAGAUGCAGAUGUUCUGCGACAUGCCGCCACAGCCUGUACACCAGGUCCUGGUUACAUCACGAGGGGCCCUCCACGCCGAACUUCAGAGCAUAGACAAUGCGCUGAGCGGGCGAGAUGACCUGGCGCAGCUACUCAUCAGCACGAGAAACAAUCUGCGGGCUGCUGGACAGGAUGGAGUCGCCCAGAUCAUGACGAGAACGCCCAACUUCCCUCAAGCUUGGACGCCCGCAGAGUGGCCGAACGUUGCGGAGCUACGUGCCAUGACGAGGGACUUUCUAGACAGUCUGGCGGUCGCCAUAGAAUCUCCCCCCGCUCCCCACAACGGUCAUCUACUGCGAGAGGUUGUCCAAGCUGCUAUGCUUGCAGCGGCUUUGUCGGCAGACGAUGCUGCAGUGAUGAAGAUCAAGUCUAAUCGGGACGCAGCGGAGUUCCUGGUGUCAUAUCGCGAUGGCGCCUGCACGAUGACAUUUGCCAUGGUAGGCUCGCGGACCAACCAGUGGGCCACGUCCUGGGAGACUCGGGGCGACUCGAUGCUGUAUGGUGUUGCCCGUAUGCUAUUCGGUCUUUCCGUCGCACAGACGAGGGAGCUGCACGUCGUCGGCGAACCGUUUGCGAGCUUGUGGCCACCAAACGGGCCAGACGUCGACGCACUGCUGCAGUCACUACGAGAGUAUGCCAUGGUUCACACACUUUGUGUGGACUACGCGUAUUCUUACAUGACUGCGAACCCAUGCCAGUUCCUGCGAGUGAUCCGCGACGCCACGGUGCUCCCGUCUCUGCGUUCGGCAGUGGUGCGGUGUGCCCCGAAAUGGUCGGAUCGCACUCGAAUACCUCAGGUAGACGCUCGGGUUGCAGCAGUCAUGACAGCGCUGAAGGAAGUGCUUGAGAGUCGCAUGGCUGAGGGAGGACCGCUGAUGGCGCUGGAGCUGGAGGGGGCUUGCUGCAUUCCUGCAGCUGACGUGAAGACGUUGAAGGGUUUGGUGAACUCCGUGAUUCUAUCGACGGUUUGUAUCCGGGCAGAGAACAGACAGUUGUGCUCCGUAUGUAACGAGGCGAAUGAAUGUACGUAG
Messenger RNA from Peniophora sp. CBMAI 1063, 2703 nucleotides. The record is from the annotation of a GenBank genome assembly. Lineage: Eukaryota; Fungi; Basidiomycota; Agaricomycetes; Russulales; Peniophoraceae.